Molecule: messenger RNA, 190 nt
Organism: Perkinsus marinus ATCC 50983
Lineage: Eukaryota; Perkinsozoa; Perkinsida; Perkinsidae
Exons: 1
Source: RefSeq, a predicted model, not a curated record
GCCUGUGUGGGGUCCCAUGUCCUGUAUUCCAAUUGAUAUGUUCCAGAACUGACAUGCUCGGCAACAUUUACGUCUCUGGUGGUUCUUCCAUGAUACCAGGGAUAGCUUCUCGGUUGGAGGAUGAGCUGAAUAGCGGUGGAAUAUCAGGCUCAGCAGGGCCGGUGAAAGUGAACGCGGAUCCUCAGAGAAA